Messenger RNA from Cornus florida, 1626 nucleotides. RefSeq lists its product as uncharacterized. The transcript is spliced from 3 exons. NCBI's taxonomy places the organism in Eukaryota, Viridiplantae, Streptophyta, Magnoliopsida, Cornales, Cornaceae. Bases 232 to 1272 code for a protein of 346 amino acids. The record is from RefSeq and is a predicted model, not a curated record.
CGGGUUGGGCACUAUGGCUCUGAGAUGGGCGUAUCACGCACCCAUGCGUAUUGUAGGACUUCUGAGCUGCGAAUGAGCAAUGCUGAUCGCUGACACUUUGAUUAUCGAACCCUAGCCAAAAUUUCGCUCCAUCGUCAAUUCUCCGACUCGAAUUCACCCACCAAUCUCCGCAUUUCGGCAUCAAAUUCUUCAAUCCUCCAAACUUUGAUCGUCAAUCUCUCUGCUUCAACAAUGCUCUGUUCGAUCUCUACUGCAAAAUCCGGUUCAAACUGGCUCGACCGGCUCCGAUCGUCGAAAGGAUUUCCGGCCGGCGACGACCUCGAUCUCGAUCAAUUCCUAAACCACCCAAACCCUAACCUCUCCAAUUCUUCAGAAACAAACGUCUCCAAUUCUAAUCCGAGCAACAUUGAUCCGAAAUCGAAUUCCAAUUCGACCGAGUCCGAUGGAAGACCUGUUCUAGAAUGCAAGAAAACAACGGAGAUUCCAAAGCAAAACGGAGAACAAGAAUGGCGUGUGACGAGUAAUGUCCUCGCUGAGCUCUUUAACAUGGGAGAGUCGGACGAUUUCUCGAAAAUUAAUGGGAAAAAGAGUUCUCGCAAACAACCAAACCCUAAAAUUUGCGUCCUUUCAACCUCUAAUAGCGCUGAAGAUGAGAAAUGCUCUGAUCAUUUUGGAAGAGACGAAGGUGUUUCGGCUGCGUUACCGUCCAGUGGUGAUAACAGUUGUUCACAAGUGAAGCAAAUGAGUGAUCAGACGAGAAAGGGGAAUUUCGAUGUUGAAGAAGAGAAGUCUCAUGUAGAUCUUUCAGCUUUCUCACGCACCGAAGUUACUGUUAUAGACACAAGCUGUCCCUCAUGGAAAUUUGAGAAGUUGUUAUUCAGAAGGAAGAAUGUGUGGAAAGUUCGCGACAAGAAGUCUAAGUCUGCGAAUAUGGGGAGAAAGAAGAGGAAGGUAAGUCCGGCCAAUGAAAAUUUUGAUGGAGAAAAGAGGCCAAAGCAUGCCAUUGUGCAAUGCAGUUCAGCCAAGGAAGCAAACGGACAAGAGUGUUUAGAGCCAUCAUUGGAAGGACAUCUACUGGUUGACAACACAGAAGCAGCCCACAAUGAGACACCAGAUACUGUUAACGAAUUUCCUAAAAAGAGGCAAGUGGACUUGUUUCCCAGGAAAUCAAAAAGGGAAGGCUCGUCUGUUAUUCUUAUAAAAAGCAUCCCUACAAGUAAAAAGAACGGGGCAACUGUUCCUAAGAGCCGUUUGUUGUUAACUCAAAGAUAAUACAAGGUUUGAUAAAGAUGCUAUUCAGAAAUUGCGAAGUGGAAGCAGUCAUCAUCUUUGGUACAUCCUUCUAUUUGACCAUUUCAGUGGCAGAGGUGGUGGAAUCUUGUACUGACACAUUCUCCAAUUUUUGAUCAAUUUGCCUUGGCGAAAAGAGCAAGGCCUUUGAAGUUAUAUUUUUGAAUUGUCCCAACCAUUAAAAUAGUUGUGAUUUUGUUCUCUUUUACUUUGUAGUCAUAUGCACAUUCUAUUCUUCAUAUUGAUAUUUAAGCACUUAAUUUGUAUCAUUUGAAAGGAGUUGGAAAAUGUUCCAAUUGAAGGCUAAAAAAGAAGAGCAACGAUGUUUUUCUCCAA